Molecule: messenger RNA, 8203 nt
Organism: Galleria mellonella (greater wax moth)
Lineage: Eukaryota; Metazoa; Arthropoda; Insecta; Lepidoptera; Pyralidae
Exons: 18
Coding region: 213-6425 (2070 amino acids)
Cellular component (GO): cytosol
Molecular function (GO): protein binding
Source: RefSeq, a predicted model, not a curated record
AUGUUGUGGCUAAAGGUGUCGUUUUAUUGGUGUUUGCCCACAGUGCUGUGAACAUUCGUUUCCCCAUGACUCAUCUCAUGACCAUGCCGCUUUCGACAUUCUGAAGCUUUUUUUUAAUUUAGUUCAUAUGAGGUGCAUCACUCUAGUAUGAGAGUUGUGAUUUCCAUUGGAUAAAUUAAUUUCAUUUUAUUUUUUAUAUUUAUGCUGUAAAUAUGAAUAAUAAAAAAGUAAAAGAAAGGAGAGUGCAGUGUUGUGGUGAUGCGAUUGAUUUUGAUCUGCUUGCAUUCAAUUUAAAGUUUAACUUUCGAAGAAGUUGGAUUAAAACUAAGAAAUAUAAACAUAUCGUGUUCCAUCAGGACAGCUUACGAAAAGGACCUGGUGUAAACGUAAAGGACGAUAAUGGUUACACACCACUUCACCACGCAUGUUUACAUGGUCACAAAGUCAUCGUCCGUUUGCUUCUAUCAGCGGACGCGUCGCCAUGCGUGGUGGACAAGAAAGGAGCCACUCCUCUCCAUCUAGCGGCAUUCAAAGGCGACUCAGAUGUAGUUGCUAUGUUGCUGGCCCACAACAAUCCCCCAGUCAACGUAGAUCAACUGACUACAGACCACGAGACUGCGUUAUUAAUAGCCGCACAUUUCGGGUACGUGGACGUGGUCGCACAGCUCAUAGCCAAGGGAGCUGAUGUCUCAAUCAAGAACAACAACGACGAGAGCGCGCUGGACCUCGCCGCGCAGUAUGGAAGGUUGGAGACUGUCCAACACUUACUUCGAGUCAGACCCCAGCUGGUGGAGCCCUACAAAUUGCCCCAGAGCAGGUCUUGGGUCUUCCCAUCGACCCCAUUACACAGAGCCAGUAAGAACGGGCGCAAGGAGGUAGUGGCGGCGUUAAUAGCGGCUGGUGUGGACCCUAACAUCCGGACCCACAACGGGACUCCCCUACACGAAGCGGCUUGCUUCGGCAAAUCCUCAGUGGUCCGCAUGCUCCUGUCUACGGGGGCGGAUCUGGACGCUGUGGACUCCGAAGGAAGAACCGUGCUCGACCUCUUAGCUGACUACUCCGAAGAGGCGACCAGACGAGUGCGUAGGGUGAUCAGAGAAUUUUCUGCAGAGUUUGAAAACAUGCAGAGGAACACAUACGAAAGUGAAGAAGAUCUCCCACCGUUUCCUGUGCCCGACUACAGUCCCACCGGCUACCAGCCCACCCCAGAGACCCAGAAAAAUACUAACAAAAAUAAAAGCUUAUUACCUCCAUCUUCGUCUUCUUUAACAAAAAAUCAUUCUCAAAGCUUUGUAAAAAAGCUAGCUUCGAAAUGCAUGGGCCUGAAAGCAAAAUUCAAUUCAGCUCCUAACAUUUCUAACAGUCAAGCUUUAGAAGCGGAAGUCGAUGCGAAGAAUAAAGUUUCAGAACAUAAAACUAAUACACAUACAUUAUUAAUAGGGAACAGUAAAUUCUUUAAAAUACUAUCGAAAAAAGAGGAAUCAGGUGAAAUUGUUUGCACUGAUGAAUUUGAUACUAUUUCAUUAGAUAGAAUAAGCACCUUAAAUCGAGAUUCAGUUGUAAAUAAAAGUAAUCGAAGUUGUCCAGGUUUCAAAACGUCAUUACCAAAUAUAAGCGAAAACAAUGAACUCAGUGAUUCUGAAAACUCUGAUGGCGACUUUGUUGUCGUUGACAACGUUGUUAAUAAUAAUAUAAAAAUAUCAAAAAUAAAUGAAGCUUUUAAUCCAAAUCCUCAUCAUAUAUUUGAACCCAGAACUACUAGUAUUAGAAUGUCAGUGACAUCUAAUAUUUCUGGGGAAUCUGAAAACUUGGUAAAUGAGUGUUAUGAGUCUUAUGAGUUUUCUAAAUUAGCCUCAAAAAGUAAUUCAAAUAGCAACUCAAUUCCAAAACCUUUACCUAGGCCAAAUAUUGAAACUAAUAAACAAAUUAAUCAAAACAAUGUUUAUGAAAAUGUUGUAGUUUUUCAUACGAAAACACCACCUAUUCCUGCAGCUAGAAUUCACAUACCCACAAAAACCACAAAUGAAUUGAAACAAAAUGUGCUGUAUGAAAAUGUUUCUUUAAUGCGUGAUAAAAAACCUAGUCCUUUCAAUUUUAUAUCUACGUCGUCUAAAUUAGAUGAGAAUAGAUCAAGAAGCACAAGCAGAGCGUCUACUAUUUCCUCUGAUUCUAUGAUAGAUGAAUCAAAUUUAGAAGAUAUUUUACUGUCACAAAAAUCAAAGUCAUUUAGGCAUAGUAAAAAUUCUGAAAUUUAUUCAUAUACUAAUAAAUCUGUGGUCAGAACUAAAUCUAACGCAUCUGAUUCUUCUGAUGUGACAGAAGCAAGUGCGAUAGAAAAUGUUGACUGCAGUCAAGAAUUAGAGCAAAAUAUAUAUACGUCUAUGACAGGUACUCUGCCCAAUAAAAAAACAGAUCAUUCCGAUAAAAAGCAUGUCCUUUUUAGGCAUAAAACAUUCACUAAUAUUGAUUUAGAUAAAAGUUCACAUAAAGCAGAUUUACCCAAAUGGAAUAACGAAUUUUUAAAAGAAACCCUCGCUCAUUAUCAUAUCCGUGGUACAGGACACUGUAUAUACACAGCACCCACAGUUACAGAGUUUAUCUAUAUUUUUAAUAGAGAAACUCUUUAUAAACCUGUACCUCCUUUCACUAAAGUAACAAAUAAUAAUAGAGACAGCUACUUUGAAACAGCUAUUUGUUUCUGUAAACCUAAGCUACCCAAAUAUCAUAGUAGCGCUGAAGAUUUGUUAGAUGUAUGUACUCGUGAUGAAAAAGAUAAAGUGAGCAUUGAUAUGAAUGCUUUAAAUAAUAAAGAGGAAAUGAAAUUAACGUCCUUUCGAUGCUUUUGUGACUCUAAAACGUGCACAUUUCAUUCAGAGAAACGUGAAUCCGGUAACCUAAUAGUCAAGUUUUCAGUCAUAAAAAAAAGUAUUUCUACUCCAAACAUAACACUCGAUACAAAAUUUUCAACAUCAAGUACUAGUGGUUUACUAAAAAAUAAAUCUGUUUCAUCAAAUCUCGAAGAACCUUAUGCUGUUGUCGAUAUAACUAACAUUGUUUCAAGAAAUAAUACGGUGGAGGAUAAAAAUGAUAACAAUUCUGCUUAUGUUUCUAUGUCACAACACACAACUUUGUCAUCAUCUUCUUCUAACGGUCUUUACUCAGUAAAAGAUAUAGCAGAAGUAAUCUCACUAAGUGAUACUUCAACAUCGACCCCCGCUAAUCCUUGUGCUUCUGAUUGUACUAUACGUAAAUCAGGUUCCUCGGAAUACUCUGAGCAGUGGUCAUUGCAGUCAUGUGAAUCCAAUGUUACCAUUCAAUCUGAUGCAAGUUUUGUUACAUGUUUUGAGGAUUCGUCUGAAGAUUCAGAUGAUACCUUGCACACUGACGAAGAAGUCUCGGACGCAGAAACAGUUACAUCUGAAGUUAAUGGAACUAUUACUAGAAAACCUUGGAUACAUAGCGAUUCCUUUCGAUUUGAUAGUAAGAAACAAUCUAGUUGUGGUAUAGAUACGAUAACUGAAGAAACCAAUGAUUCAGGCUCUUCUAAAUUCGAGAGUGGAAUAAGUGUAAGGAGUUCUGAGACUUCUUCAUCGGAGUGUGAGGAGGACGAUAUUCCGAGGGCCUCAGAUGUGUCGCUUGGUACUGCUUCGCUUGAGCGGGAUUCCGGGGUGGUCGGGGCUGUUCGCAGCGGGUCGGGGCGGCGGCGGUGGGACGAGACUGAGGGCACGAGCGAGGGAGAUGCAUUGAGCGUUUCCAGCGCUGCAUCCAGCUGCGCACCUCUGCACAUGACGCAUCAUCAUGAAUACAGUAAAGUUUCGCCCACACCUCCAAAGAAACCUCCGCGCCGGAAUUUGUCCGUUUCACCGACACACGCGAACUCGCCGUCGUCGGGGUACAGUUACGAGCUGAGACCACACGCGAGAAGUCAGGACGACUUGGAUGAUAUACAGGGCAGCAAACACUACCUCAAACACGGCCGGUCGGUAGACCAAUAUGUCGAUGGUAAACUCUCGUACUCAGAGUACGAGGAUAACCACAACUCCCCGCGAAUAGUGCCAGUCCCCAACCCUCGGCCGAGCCUCAAAAACCGUUCACAGCCCGUAGCCAUCACGGCUAUGUAUGAAAAUGUCGUUAUAAAGGAACAGAAUCCUCGUAGGAAAUUAAGAAGAAACAAUUUCGCGCCGCCGUACGAAAACUAUGAACCGAGAAUGAACGAUAACAGAGUGAGGAAGUAUUCAAAUCAGGAGCGGUCGUCACUAGAGAGCUUGUUAGACGACCAAUCGAUGAACAGUCCGAGCGAUUGUGAACGGUAUUACGAUGGUCAGAGGGUAGAGUUACCUCUGUCGCCGACGCACUAUGAGCAGCCGCCUACGCCCGAUCAUCCUCCCCCGUCAGCGAAACAAGCAGAGAACAGCAUACAUGAACGGAUCAGGCCUUUGAGUCAGGAGUACAAGAGGAGAUCAGUACUCCGCGACAGUCAGACGGAGACUGAGGUGAGUUUAUUGCGGGCAGCGUCCGCCGCCUCAGUUGCAAGUGGGGCGACGGACCGAAGUGGCAACACGGACAACUGCGUAGAAGAGUACGUGUGCGAUGUGCCUUUUGCCGGCCUCUUCAAAGGCUCGACCACAACGCUCGACGGGAUCGGUCUGCGACCGAUGCCAGCCGAACGGCCGAAGACGUUGAGGAAACUAAAAUCGGUGUACGACGCAUCGCCGACAGAGCCACCAGCCGUCAAUAGCGGUAACUUGAGCAGCAAUGGACAGACCGAUAGGAAUUUUAACGGUGUCGAAGAAGAGGUUAGGAGGCGCAGCAACACGACUAGUUCAAAUCAGAGCGCGGACAAAUCGCUGUCGAUCCUCAGUCCAUUCGAUGAGCAGGAGGAGUGGGCGAAAAUCUCUGAGAUAAUGGCCUCUUUCGGCACGAAACUCGUACGAGAGUCGGUGUUCGUUAGCGAACUCGAGCAAGAGUUCACGUCGAGACUCGGCCUUAGCUGUUCUGAGUCAAGCUUGAGUCCAUCUGUGGCUUCCAAUCUCGGCCUUUGGCUCUCUGGCCUCGGAUUGCAUGACUACGAACCUUUAUUUUUGGAGAGUGGAUAUGACGACAUUGAUUUUAUUAAUGGAAUCUUAGACGAGAAUGAUCUACGCGAAAUGGGAAUUGAGGAGAAUGAUAGACAAAAAAUAAUAGAAUCAUCAAAACAGUUACCUCUUAAAAUAGCUGAAAUAAGCAAUAAUCACAAUAAUAAUAAUAUUAGUAAAAACCAAAAUGAAUCUGUAGAGGAAUGGUUAAGGAAUAUUAAUUUAGAACAAUAUAGUGAUACGUUUAGGAAACAUUUGUAUGUUGAUAUGGAUAGAGUGAAAAGGAUUUGGGAGGUGGAAUUGACUGCUGUAUUGGAAAUACAGAAGGUGGGGCAUAGAAAGAGGAUUUUGGCGUCUGUGUCCGGGGAACAGAAUGGUCCUGCUAGUAAUAUGGAAGAUAUUAAUGCUGAUCUCAAUACUUUGAAAAAUAAUAUUCAACAAUUAAAAGAGGAAAUAAAAGAGAAGCUACCGCCAUCGGAGAAUUUGAAGCCAGUGCCACCUCCAGUGGUUCCUACGUUGGCGCCUCCUGGUGGCGAAACUUUGAAACGGAGCAAGAAAAAUAGGCCAGCACCACAGCCGCCCAGGCCAUCAGAUCUUGAAAUCAGGGCACCUUCGGAACUGUUGGUCGGUGUACCUGGAGCGCUGAAGACUCAGUGGAAGCAUCAGCCGUUCGUUCUCGUUACGGGAGCUGUCACAUAUGUAGCUAAUUAUUUAGGAUCAACAGUCGUGAAAGAGUUACGAGGGACAGAAUCAACGAAGAAAUCAAUACAGAAACUGAAGAAAUCAACCAAAGAACCGAGAGAUUCUCCAGAUAUUAUCCUAUCAAUUAGUUAUAGAGGUGUCAAGUUUCUAAACACGAUUACGAGGGAGCUGAUAUGCGAACACGAGAUUCGCAACAUUCAUUGCGCGUGUCAGGACGCCGAUGACCUCACUCAUUUUGCGUACAUCACUAAAGACCACGCCACCAAGAGCCAUUACUGUCACGUGUUCAGAGUAGCCACUAUGGAUCAAGCUACAGAGGUAAUUCUUACUCUUGGAGAAGCAUUCGAGGUGGCUUACCAGAUGGCGCUGCGAGAACAAUCGAACAGGACAAGAGUGACGCAGUCACAAGCCAAAACUCCUACACACGACCCUACGACCAUUAGCAAAGAGAAGCAAGAAAGAACAAACCACGGCAGAUCACAUUCCAUUACUGAGAUUAAACUGAACGGUCAUCAGUUGAAAAUCGCACCAAUUCCGGCUUCGUUGUCCAACGAAGAUUUCCAAGCAUCCUCUAGAAACUCAGACGGCUCCCGAAGUCCCAGAACACCACUGUUAAAAGCACCUAUAGCGUCCACUGAAGAAUUGUGAAAGCUAAGGUAAUGUUCGUUUAAAAAGAUCAAAUCAAACGAACUAUAGAUUAGAAAGAGAGUAAAUUAUAAUUUAUAUAAACACCAUCGUAUUUAUAUGGUCUGUGUCUCAUUAAAAACCAUAAUAAUUCACAUAACAAGAUUUUGAUAUCGUUUUUCAAUGAAAUUUCUUCUAUUGUUAUAUAAUGUAGACAUGUAAUGUAUGUUUAAAAAUUAGAAACUGGAUGUUGUUAAGGACUAUUGGCAGGUACCAGUAUAUAAUUGGUCCUUCCCAGUUUCCUUCUAUAAGAUUAUAAAUAAAUUUUGAUUUUUACUCCGCUUUUACAAACCAUAACAUAAUUUAUUUGACUAAUGUACUAUAUUAGAUAAAUGAAACCGAUUUUACUAUUGAAUAGUAAAAUUUUAGGGGCUGUUAUAUUUAUAGUGAUUUCUAAUAAUUGUAUAUUUUUGUUUUCCUUAGCAUUAAUGCCGUGGAUUAUUCAGAGAAAUAAAUUUUGCAGCUAUAUUGUUGGUCCAAACGAUUCGCCGAAUUCUUUUAUUGCGGUAAACGUAAAUAUAAACACGUAAUCGAGUGAAAAUUUAGAUGUUUUAAAGUAAAAAUAAAAAAUAGGUAGCUUUAAUUUGUUUUACGCAUUUUGACGUCAUAUUGAUAUUCUGUUAGGCCUAAAAUAUAAUCUCGGUUAGAUAUUAUAUAUAUAUAAAUUUAUACGUUUAAUACUUUAUAAAAAAUGGGAAUUAACGCGUUUAUUUAGGUAAACUACGAUAAUUUACCUGAAUUAUCUCGACGAUUUGACCAAAUACACCGGAGGUGGUCAUGAGUAAAUUGUCUUCAAUGAGUGGGUAGAAGUAAAACCUUCUGCUUUGGAAGCGGAGACAUGACAGCGCUACAUCAGUCUAUUCGUGAACACGGCCGGAGUAACACGCUCGGAACAUGUAAAUUAUUUCAAUUUAUUAAUUAAAGUAAAUGAUCACUUUAAUUCCCGUUUCUUAUAAAACAUAAAACAUGCAACGCGAAAGUCUAAAGUUAAUAAUUUAUACGUUACCAUUAUUCGGUGUCGUAUAUAAUGUAUUUAAGUGUAUAUAGAAUAGAGUGUUAAGGAGUGCAUAGAAGUGUAUAUGGGUUGUUAAAGUUACACAUCUUAUGACAUUGAAAGCGAAAUCGCCUAACAUAACAUAUAGUACAUAAAACAUAUCAAACUGAUGUUAAUAUGUUAUUGAUAUUCAGUAAUAAAUUGACCACCAUAACUGGACACUUUUCGCGCGCCGGUUCCAUUAAAUGUAGCGUUGUUGUGUUGCGUCAAAGGGGUCUCGUUAUAGUGGUCCAUACCUGACAGUCUUAAUUAUAACAAAAUGAGCUUCCGAUGUUAAUUUUGCGAGUAGUUUACAAUUUAUGGAGUUGAAAUUCGUUGUUCUACGUACAAUAAAUGUCUCAAAAUGACAAAAAAAUGAUGUUUUCGGUAUUGUCUAUCUGUUCUGUUCAAUUAUUGCAACUGUUUGCUCAAGCAUGUGAAAAUUUUGCAAUUGUCGUUUAUUUCACAAAAAAAAAAAAUCUGUUUAUGAAAUAUUUUGGAACUGUUUUAGGCCUUAUUGUUUUCAUGUACAGUUAACUGGAGAAAUAGGUGAUCAAAUGUGUACCUUGUGGCGUUGAGCUGAAGUAUAGAUGUGAUGAAAUUUCUUAACCUAUUUUUCUUGCUGACUGUACGUCGUUGCUAAAGUCUGAUUAUUAUUUGAGAUUUCUUGUAUUUAUAUGUGAUAUGAAAAGUAAAAGUAUUCAAAUGA